Messenger RNA from Paramuricea clavata, 13039 nucleotides. Lineage: Eukaryota; Metazoa; Cnidaria; Anthozoa; Malacalcyonacea; Plexauridae. The record is from the annotation of a GenBank genome assembly.
AAUCUGUGAGUGUGGCUCUGACUGCAGUUGGAAGAAUAUAGCCGAGCACGCGAAUUUUUAAGGUACGUUUACACGCUAUGAAAAUUACUGUUGACGUCACGAUUAUCUUCAUUUAGUUUAUUUUUACGUACUUUUAAAAAGCCACAGGAAUUUUUUUAGUAUGAAGAUUUGUAAGUUGAAAAUUUGAAUUAAAACCUAAGGGAUCGGGGUCAUUAUUUGUGGAAGGGGGUAGCUUGCGAAGAGAAAAGGGUUGGGUAAAUUUUGAGUGAGUAAAAGGUUGGGUAAAUGAAAAACAUGAACAACUCAAGGGUUGGGUAAUAAGAAUGUAUUGUCAUUCCCAAAGCAUGGACUCACUCAGAUAUUGAAGACUAAAAAGCAAUGUCAACAUUCAUAUGUCAAUACAAUGUGUAAAUCAAUCAAUGAAUCAGAGUCACUAUCUUGAUCAUUUUCUGAUUUGUAAGGAGGCAAAUAGUGUUUCCAAUGAACGUAGUUAUAUACAUGUCAAACAUAUCUUUCGAGACUGUUUAAUCGAGCUGACAUACUUAUAGUUGUAAUACACGAGGUCAUGACUACAGUUUUGCCAUUCCUAAGCCGGCAAGCACACAAAAAACAGCCUAGAGUUCAAUGGAGCAGUGCAUGGUAUGGACCUGGUAUGGAAUUUAAUAUACCAAUAGAAAUAAGGAAAUCAUAAUCAGUAAAAAUUUUCAAAAACAAAUUGUAGGUAGUAAUUUGUUAUGUAAAUUUUAUUGUAAAUAAUCAAAGAGCAUUAGAGCUCUGCAAACUCCGGUUAUUUUAGCUCCGGCAAGGAAAUUUUUGGAAAAUUUCAUAUUUAAAAGUUGAAGCAGGCGAAAAUAUUUCGGUGUAAUUUCAGAAUUUAUUUUAUUCCUUUUUGAGCUUUCUCCUUUACUUAUCAAAUAUCACGUGCUUCGGCGCUUGUUUAAACAAAUGAAUGUUUUGUAGAAAGUAAAUCCGCAUGGCAGCGUGGUAUUUUCGCCCAACAUAGAUCGGGGUCCGCGGAUUUUUGUAUCAAAAGCGAUAGCAAUGCGCUUGCAGAAUUUUCGUAGCCACGAAUCGGAUUGGAGCAAGUAAUUAAACUUUAUGGUAACUUCAAAUCAUUCAACUUAAUUUUUCCAUUACCAAAAGUUCAUUGAAAUAUGAAAUAAUUUUUCAGAAUUUUGUCUGCCGGAGUUUUUGCCGGAGUUUUCCAACUCCGGCAAAUUUUGUCGGAGCUCCGGCUCCAGUACACCGGCGCACAGCUUUAUAGAGCAUCUUCUGAUGACAUGCAAGCUUCUGUGCCUAACCAAAGUUCAACAACAAUAAUUUUCGAUGCUAAUAACCAUGUGUGUAUAAAAAUCUGAAACACGACUAUAUUGCAUUUUUUCAGGACACAUUUUAUAAUACAAUUUAUGUCGCAACCUAUACUAUAGGACGCAUUCUCUGGGUCCAAGCUUGCUUUUCGAACUGCAUGCAGGGAGGCCCGGGGGAAAUGGUUACCACUUUUCCAAAAUUUUGAUCUUAACUAGCCUAAACAAAAAUUUCAUCGCAGCUUGAAAGAGCAUCACAAAAUUAGUAAUAUUCCAAACUUUCGUUGCAAAAUGUUGUAAAAUGCGGAUGAAUAUAGCCUUGCGAAGUUUGUAAUUUUCAGUCAUUUUGUAUUACGCACAGAAGUGGUAACCAUUUCCCGUUUGUAAUCUAAAAUAAAAUGACUGAAAAUUGCAAACUUCGCAAGGCUAUAUUAUCCGCAUUUUACAACAUUUUGCAACGAAACUUUGAAAUAUUACUAAUUUUGUGAUGCUCUUUCAAGCUGUGAUGAAAUUUUUGUCUAGACUCGUUGAGUUCAAAAUUUUGGUCAAUUGGGGAAUGGUCCAUUUAGCAAGAGGUUAUAUGACAAAUGCAUUAAAUAUUCUACCACCACGCAAUCGAUCUCAUUUGCGCUAAUAUUCCUACGGCCAAUGACGGUACGCGUCUACCAACGAACCGGUAAAUCCUCAGUGCAGAGCUACGGCAUAACCAUAUUGUACUGCCACUGUAAGGGAGGAGUUUGGCAUUUCAAGGUGUGUAGAAUUGUAUGCCAUAAUUUUCUAUGGUGUUGGGCGUAGCGCACAAUGCAAUCUAUGAAUUAAGAGUCCUUAAACCAAAGGCAAUUAAAAUCUACAAAACUCAAAAGGUGUCACUGCUUAUAAAACGGUCCCCAAUUGACCAAAUCAAGGCCAGCCUCGUAACAAUGUUUUUUUACAAUGCCUCAAUGCUUUUCCAGACAUUUCUAAAGUCACUGUAUUACUAUAAUGAAACAUAGCUCACAUAUUUGCUUCUUUAUGUUCUGAAAUCUGAUUGCACACCGAAAGUACCAAUGCUUCAAAUUUCCCAUGCAGCCAAUGGCAAUGUAGCCUGUAUGAACGACUUGACUGGUGAUUCCUUGACGCUCAAUCGCGCUUAUAACACCGGCCACUACAAAUCUAUUUCCGACAACUUAAAGUUCAAUAUCCGAAUCUUCGCCAUAUUUUGUAUGAUGGAAUGCGAUAUGAAAAGAUCGCCUUUAUAUAAUAAUUUAUGCAAAUAAAUUAUGUAGAAUAGUCUAGCGGCAACCCACGCAGUACUUUGCAGGUUAAAUUCGUAAACAAUUGCUCAAGAUAGCUUUAAACAACUGUGCUCUCUCAAAAAGGUCUUGCUGCUCAAACCAAGCCGCUGUCGUGCAUCGUAUAUUUUUGCCGCCAUUUUGACGUCUCUGAAGAACACGUUUGUAAAGAACCACAUCAGCAAAGAAGAUAAGGUACUAAUACUAGUUCAUUGAAGUUAGUUGUAUAUUUUAUUAACUUAUUGAUAAAUAUAGACGGUACGUUUGUCGUGAAUUUUAUGUACAUUGAAAUCUAAAGGAUACUAACUUCGGUUAAUUUGAAAUAUAUUCUAGUAUAUCUGUACAACAAUAUCUAAUAUCUAUCGUUUAAUAUAACGGGAUCAUCGUUUUAGAAAUGCCCCAAAUUGUGCGAGCUAUUAGCAAUGGAGUUUAAUGUCCAGGCUAUAUCUAUAUUUUAUCACAAGAAUUCGUUAAGAAAGAGUCGUAAUUUCGACAACUUUGGUAUCGGGAUCUACAGUUCUUCGAAUCAGUAUAAAGGAAUCUUAGUGUAUUCUGUAUAGAGUAUAAUUUCGGCCCCAUAGACUUAGCCACAGGCAAUUGAAGCUCAGUUGAGUCAUGGAAUAGGAAUUCAACCAAGAACAAUAUUAUUCUACGACUGUGGAUAUUCAGUGUUUUAUACGGUUGUAUUCGGCAUGAACAGAAAUUGUCGACACGCACAGUACGCCAUCAUUCUUUCAAAUCUCUCCAACAUAUAGUAAUUCUUCUUCCUUAAUUCGUUCAUUCCUUCGGCUUUGUAAAGAUAAUCGCCUAAUCAUGGUUGUCUGCGAACAUUCUCCGGAGAUGAAUUCUCACACAGAUUGUCGCUUUUAGCCCCCUCUGCACUUUAUCUAUAUCCCACGAGUGUUUUGUAGAAACGUGUUCGAUGUAACUAGCUUUUCUUCUUGCUCAAUUGCUGUUGCCAUCAGAUGGAAUCCAUAGAGCGAAUUUGUUGGAAUUUCACAUGGGUAAAUUCUAAGUUUUGAAGGAUUUGUAAGAAAUGUUUGAUGGAACUGAUUCGUUGUUUAAUACCGAGUCACUUCCCUUAAACAUUUCUUACAAAUCCUUCAAAACUUAGAAUUUACCUUUGCGGCAAAAUCCCUGCUGUGGUCACAGAAACUUUGAUAGUAUAUUUUACCCAGACAGUAUUGGCAAUAUAUGUUUUGUACUAAAUUGAUAUAUGUCAAAACCAUUCGACCUUCAAAUCGUGAAUUUUAACAUGCAAGCAUGCAUAUUAUAGAGCAUAUGGUGCACUGUAAAUUCACAAAAGAGUCCAUUUGAUCCCAGAACGACUCUUUUGAGGUCGUUUUGACUUUUUAUAGGGUCGUUUUGACUCUAUUGAAAUUACAUUGUGAACUUAUGGAAGCAUUUAAAUGAUGCUUUUAAGUGUCAAACGUCAGUAUUCAAGUAUAUGAACUAUAUAUAGGACUGAUUAUAUAGUAUGGCUGGGCAAACUUUUCUGUUCCAAAACACUGCACUCUUCAAUGAAACUGUAUGGCAUGGAGACCAGAGUUAUAGUAUAGAAUCUAUAUAGACAGUAAUACUUUUUACAUUGUAGCUAUCGUCUCGUUAUGUACUGCAAGAUAUACAAAUAUUACAUCAACUUAAAACAUCAGUUAGAAUUUUAAAUUUUUCAUGACAGGUAUAGCUACUUCAUAUAGAAAAAAAAAUUUAAUUACGAAAUUUAAAUAUAAAUAUUACAUCGACUUAAAAUAUCAGUUGGAAUUUUAAAUUCUUCAUGACAGGUACACUUCAUAUAGAAAAAAAUAAUUUAAUUACGAAAUUGAAUUAAAACAAUAUUUAGUUUUCAGUAUACAUGCCGAUCCCAUCGAGUUUAAAAUAAAUUAAUACGUUAAAUUAUGCAAGUUUUUGCCAUAUCCGUAUAUGUCGGAAAAUGAAGCAUAUGUUAAAGUUGUCCAAAAUUUACCAAAAAUUUAAUUGUAUGUUUGUUGGUUGCGUGAGCCAUGCACGCACUCAUUCUUGAAAUAGAAAGUAUAAUUACUCAUUACUAUUGCGGAAAAUACUCUUUGUUGAGGUUUUAGCUGUAAAAUGGGCGUCCUAUAAAAAUGCCAGGUUUGUGUGAAUGUAUAUAGGGGUUUCCAACGGCAGAGUGGCAUACAAAUAUUUACAAAAUCAUGUUGACUGGCUGACUUAACGCCUAUUUGUCAAAUUAAACUUGUAAAUUUCUGCAAAACACUUAAGUCUCCGCAUCGUCUCGGCAGGAGGCGAGCCCGUGCAGAGUUAGUAAGAUUUAAUUUAGUUUUCUAUUUCAUUCUCUAAUCAUUUAAGCAUAAUUCUUUGGCACUUGUUUUUGAGGCGGUAAUACGACCAAUAAAAUUCAGGUACAAAGAAAUCGGAUUUCAACGAAUGUUAACUGAAAUAUCCACGCAUAAAGUGCGCAUACUAGCUCAGAACAACCUGUACAUAUAAUUAACAUGUGUUGAAAUAUGUGGGCAAGCGAGUAUUGGAAUUGGUUUCAAGCUUUGAGAGAGCAAUUCUCUGAGAAAUUUGAGAGAGCAAUUUUACACUGUGUACUUAGAAGUUUGUAAUUUUUGAAAUAGAAUAGAGGAGAAGGCCGCCGCGCCUUGCGGCAGAAUUUUUGUUAUUCGUAUGAAACUGCAUGUGAAGAAGAUAAAUUUCAUUAUUAAAACCCAUGGAAAUGCCGCCCUGCAGGGGUAGGAAAGGUAAAAGCGGGUCAUCAAAUGUGUGAAGACAACACUGAAUAAACAAAUUUUAAACUGUGGGAAAAACACUCGCCCGUGAGGGUUGGAGAUAACACCUUUUAAUUCACUAUACUUCGUUAAUAUCACCCCCUACAAUAGACAAUUCCCAUUAUAGACUAAUUUUCUAUCUUGGCAAAAAAAUAUAUUGCCGGAAAGAGCGUAUACUAAAAUUAGUAAAAUUGCAAAGUUUGGCUGCGAAAUGUUGUAAAAUGCGGAAAAUAUAGCCUAAUUUUGUAUUGCGUGCGGAAAUUGCUACCACAUUUGGUCCGAAAAUGGUAGCAAAAUUACCAGUAAUUUCCGCACGCAAUACAAAAGUAUACAAAAUUUUCAAACUUUGCAAGGCUAUAUUUUCCACAUUUUACAACAUUUGGCAACCAAACUUUACAAUUUUACUAAUCUUAGUGUGCUCUUUCUACCUGUGGUGAUUUAUUUGCAUCUCCUUGCCUAGAUUAAAAUUAGUUUAUAAUGGGAAUUGUCUAUUUGUUAGGUUAAAUUUUUAAAAUUCUUACCCUGGUCCAUAGUUUAAUUAAGUUAUAAUUUUGAACUUUCAAGCAAAUAAACUCGAUUUUUUUACCUGACCAAUGAUACUGAUUUCUUUCUGAAUACUGAGACCGAUUUUGCAGAAAGUUAGCGACAAGUAUAUGUUUGGUUGAUGAAAUCGUCAGAUAACGGUUUGCUACAUUGAUGAUAUCUGAAAUUUGCAGAUCGAAGCGCAAUGAUUUAAUGCAAUGGCCAAGGUCUUAGGUAAUUCAGUUGGAAUUUGGUAUGGAGGGUAUAGGAAGAUUUUUCUAGUAAGACACCCCUCGGGUUCGCAUUGUGUGUAUUUUGGCAAAACAACAUGCUGUUAUAAGCAUGGAAUAGGUAGUAUGUUGGGUUGUGCUAAUAAUUCUUACUUGAACCCAAUGUUGUCACCAACAGGUCGAGUCAGCCAAAAGUCAAGUCAUUUCACCAUCUGGUCGAGUCAAUGACUACACUCGAGUCGAGUCAAUGGCUAGACGAAUGGGUGACUCCAGCUAUAGACUAAGUUUUGAUCUGGGCAAGAAUAACGAAAUCCAACACCACAGCUAGAAAGAGCGUCUUAGGAUGAGUAAAACUGCAAAGAUUGCUUGUUAAAUGUUUAAAAAUAAAGAAAAUAUAGCCCUUUUCCUCAUUUUACAACAAUUCGCAACCAAACUUCGCAAUUUUACUCAUUCCUUCAGCUGGAAUCAUCUUUGCAAUUUUACUCUUACUCAGUAUAGCUGGAAUCCAUUGUAUGGUGAACAAAAAGGAGAACAAAAAUGCCUUAAUUAAACAAUAAUUUCCCCACAAGUCGAAACAUGCCUAUCUGCAUGGAGAAUUACUUUUUUAUUUCUUCAAGCCGUUUCAGGACUGUUCCCAACCCGCUAUUCAACUGCAAUAUUUUUCAUGAAUUUAUCCUGUACAAGUUGUAGCUGAGUUGAUUUGAGGCUGAAAUCAAGACGUCGAGUCAUUUGGGGCUGUUGACUCGUGUCGAGUCAUUUUUUGUAUUUGAGUCGAGUCGCAGAAAAUUGCGACUCGAGUCCGUGUGAAUAGCCUGGCCUAGGCCUAGCUUUGGACUAGAUUUUUGUAGUGUAAACGCACUUUGGGCCUGGCCUAGGUCAGGAAAUCUGGGCCAUCAGAACAGGUGUUCCACAUUUCCUAACCUAGGCCAGGCCCAAAGUGCGAUUACGCUACAAAAAUCUAGUCCAAAGCUUGGCCAGGCUUAGGCUCGUAGUUUACACACGGGUAAUGACUCGACUGGUUACAACACUGCUUGCAGUUGAGAGCUGAAGGACACAGCUCAAUCUGAUCGAGUCAAAGGCUUUCUAAGGGCGGCUCUGGCAUCCAUCUUACGACUCGUGUCUGGUCAAGGAGCACAACUACGGUGGAAGGGUCAGUUAGGGGGAUAAUCCCAACCCACCCUGUCAACAUUCCCUGUGGGAGGGAACCGGAGCACCCGGAAACCCACGAUUUUUGGAAGAGCAUUGACUGACUCUUUCACACAAGUGUCAUGAGUCCUUAGCGAGAAUCAAACCCAUGAUCUCCGAGAUGAAAACCGCUUGCCCUGAUGAUCGCGGCCACCGAAGGCCCUGUGGUAUAGAAUAGUAUCGAUUAAUCCAAAGACGGAUUGGCGGAACCAUUGUGCGUUUGAUGAGGCCCCUUGAUAGUUUAACAUAAAAACUCCUCAACGGGAGUUCCGUUGUUUUGACUUUCAUUGUACUGAAAAUAUGCUCUUAUGUCUUGUGAUACUUUCGUGACUUUAUUCCCAUGAAAUUAUUAGACAAUAAGUGGUUAAUAACCAUGUCUAUGAACGAAUUUAUUCUGAGGAAUCUAUUAGUAUAAGAGUCUAGAUAAAUGACCAGCUUUUGUGGUAUCGUGGUCAACACGGUUUGCCUUUCAAGCUGGGAGAUCGAACCUCUAGUCAAGGUCUUGGAAUAGUCGAGGAGAAUCUUGAAAUAGUCGAGGAGAAAGAGCUAUCUUUACAUUGACAUCAGUAGAUGGUUAGACUUUCGCGUCUUCUCGGAUAAGGACGUUAUAAUCGUAGGCACCUCGGAUCCCCUAUCAAUUGGGCAAUAGCCUGUUUGGAAAUCCUCACACCAGUGAGCGAGAAACUCGAUAAACAUAGUACAACGGUGCACACACAAGAGCAAAGAACUACUAUAUAUGUUUGUGAUGUUGCUCUGAGUGUGCAUCUAUACCAUAGAUAUCUUAUAUACACUAGAUAGCGCAUCUCUUUUAGUAAAAUUGAAGCCAAGAAUAUUCCAGCGGUUACCCCCAUUUGAAUAGAUGGCGGCCAUGUUGGUCGUUCCCACUUGCUAAUAAACGCUUAAAAACAACAAUAACUUUCAUCAUUUGAAUAGUUUAAAAACGUAGUUGGAAUAGGGUUAACUUGAUGUUUAAGUUCCCUGUUUAAGAAAUAGAAAACAUACGAAUCUUCUCAUUUCAUGGGAACGACCUGAGACUGCAAUCACGGCUUCAAUUUUUGAAUUGGAGAAUAAUUAGAUGCACUAUCUAGUGUAUAUAAGAUAUCUAUGAUCUAUACCUGACCACGGUGGGAAUAGAACCCACGACCUUUGGGAUAAAUCAUCAUAUCUUAGCCGAAUACAUUAUACAUUGUAUCGAAGCUCGAUUCUCACCGUGAUCAGGCAAACUUUUCAGCUUGCCCGACGACCAACAAAAUCAAAGAACUACUAUUUUUGAAUAAAUACCAUGCUUGUAUGAUUCCGAACAAACUAACAGACUUUUGGGUACGGCAAUCUAUUUUUGCGAUUCCGUUUCAAUUUUGUUCACUUUCUAAAGGCUAGACAAUGCUAUCAUUCUUCAUCUUUUCGGCUACACAUAAUUAGUACGUAUGUGACGUAUGUAGAGCAAUGUAGCCGCUAUUUAACUUGCUUCAUGACGAAAAACACUUUUGGAAACAAUGUAGUCUACUACAUCAUCGCACGUUCUAGAUAUGCCUUCACGUCACGAGAUAAUAGGAAUGCUUCUAUAUCAUAGAAACAAGUUCUAUAUAAUCGCAUCACUCUUCAAUCUAUUGCGUUGAAUUCUUUGUUGGAUGCAUUCACAGAAUCAUGAGACAUCCAUCUUUUUCUUUAUAAUCACAUUACAUUAGCAUACGAUGACGCUUUGACAGUUUUCAAUAUUCCGACUUUAUUUUCAAGACGUGAUCGUUUAUAUUCAGUAUUCUUUAAGAAUAAGGUAAUUCGUACCGCACUUUCGAAUGGACUCCAGACAUGAAAAUGCUGUAAUUUGAUUGGCUACUCUACUCGCUGUCAAUCCUCCAUUGUCAAAUUAUUUUGUGGAAUAUGUAUAGGUUAUUUUGAGGCAACGAGGGAAUAUAUCCCCGAGGUGUCUCAAUAACGUACUUAUUUUUUCACAUUGCGAGGCGCGUUAAUGAGUCAGAAUAGAAAUAAUUCUUAAUGCCAUAUUGCCUUCGUUAUGUUAUUUCUCAUUCUUUGUGCUGCAAAGACAUUGCAGGUGAUUAUUAGAGGGGAUUACUAGAGGGGAAUAUUGAAUAUAUUACCCGAUAAGAACAAAGGAAACCGAGCAGGGCGAAAAAUAAUUUGUUUGCCAUUUCUUAUUCUACUACAACAAUUAAACACCGCACAAAAAGCCCCUAUAUAUAUCAUCAUAAGUUCUAAAUAAAUGACUACCUGAUAAUCACACCUCGGCACUAAUUAGACUUAUGAUAGGUUGCUUAUUAAUGAAGUCACGAAUUAGUCCAAGAUGGCGGCCAGCUCAUUAAUUUCGGUCUAAAUAUUUCGAGAACUAAGUGUGAUAUGAUAAUAGAUAAUAAUAGUAUCGGUAAUAAAGUUUAAUAUAUAAUUUUCAGAGUUCUUUUGAAUGAGACAAACUAAUUUUUGUAUUGCCAAUGUCCUUUAAGGAAGAACUUCGACUCUUAUUUUACUUCUUUACUAGAAAACAGCAAUGUUUACAUUGCGAAAAACACCUUCAAGCAUCGACCUCGUCGAGGCAGCCAUCAGUCACCUUGAUUUUCUGAAGGAAGUUGAUGCCUUGGGUUACGCUUAUCGCGGUCAACUUCUGGCAAAUGCUAUUAGACGAUACGAACAUCUGUGGCUACCUAUGGCCGCGAAUGAAAACACGACUCAAAUAGCCGCCCCCUUGGACGUCGAGUGGGUUUGGUACCUACAUAUGCUUUCACCGCGCGUUUAUGAUAGCGAUUGCCAGAGACUGGUGUCUAAAGUCGUCGAUCAUAAAAUUUUCACUGGGGGGCAAAAAAAGUUGGCGCUAGAAAAAUCGCGAACGAUCUGGAAACGACAUUAUCCCGACGAACCGUUCGAUGUCAACCCGGACUCAAUCUCCCAAAUUUCGGCCGCGCAGUCUUCGGAGCUGUCACGUGACCUGGUCCGCGCAGCCGCAAUUCAGAGAAAUUUUAACUACCAAGUUUCGUUACCGCAUUACUACGAUCGUAAGUUUCUUGGAAACGCGGUAAAGCGUUACAAGAGAUUUCUCCGUCUUCACUCCAGUACAUCGAACGAGAUCUUUAUUCCUACAUGCGACAUUGAUCUUAUUUGGCAUGCGCACCUGGCACAUCCACUGGCGUACCGUAACGAGUGCGCGAAGCUGUUCCGAGGUACGCUGGAUCACGAUCAUGAAGACCACACACCACGUGAUGACGCGCCCUCGAUCUGCGCAGCCGCAAUCACGCAAGAACGCUGGGCUAUGACGUAUGGAGAUAGCUACAUACUGGCAGGUGUGUUUGCAGUUCAGUUUACACACGUAAAAACGCACAAGUUGUAACAAACCUGCAGCAGACUUGUAGCAAUGCUGUUCCAACAACUUGUCAACAGGAUGUGUUCGUACUGCUUGUUCCCAGCUUGUUGACAACAUGCUACAAGAGUACAAGGUUGUUGAGCUCAACAGACUUGUUACAAGUUGUUCCAACCACUGUCUAUUAUCAAAUCAGUAGUUCCAACAACUUGUUAUCGUCCUGCAAUUCAGCAACUUGUCAACAAGUUGUGAGUGACAACUUUGUACCAACUUGAUAAAAUAACAGCAUUGUUACAACUUGCUGACAAGCUUGCCACAAGCCUGUUGCCAGACAACACAUAUUGUUGACAAGUUGUGAGAUUUUUACGUAUGUACGUUUAUCGACUUCAAAUAAAUUAUGGUAUUGUACUGUACUGUACUGUACUGUACUGUACUGUACUGUACUGUACUGUACUGUGCUGUGCUGUACUGUACUGCAUUGUCCCGAUACAACAAAUCAAUUGUAUUUCUUUUUAUACAUGCUAACAAUGUUGCGUUUAUUGUUAUUAGGUACAGCAGUGAGGCGAGAACCACCUCCACCUCAGAAUACAUUGUGCGCAGACGCGUGGAAGAACCUAGCUGCGCCGAUCUAUACUCUCAAGUUAGUUAAAGUCGAAGUGAGCGAUUUUCCAACUGACAACACAUACCGUUUAUCGAUCAGCGAAAACGGUGGCCGCGAACAAACCGUAACCACGGUAACAGGUUCGUCAUCAGAUGCCUGCGACGACGGUCUUGUGACAUUCAUUUCAGCGGCUGUGAAUGCAGACGCACCAAUGAUGCUGACGGCAAAGGUAACCCUAGCCGAUACCUCGAAAUGUAACAGCGUUCCUUUACUAUUCUUCCCAGAAUCCUUAGAGGCCGUCCUCAAGGAGAAUGACGUCACUCGGCCCAAGGUCUCGAAGCGCGACUUCAAAAUUAUCCCACCGCUGUGCGAUUCCGCUGGCAAGGUGUCACUGACGUUCCAGAUCAUGCCUCCGCAAAGGACUGGGAACUACUCUCUCCACGUGAACCAAUAUGACAACGCCAUUGAGGUCCCGGAUAUUGCGACGGGUGUCGCAUUCCCUGGUUCGAUCGCCCCAUCCUUCAUGAGUGAAGGUCCUUGUGGUGUCACUUUAUAUGGCAUCAAUUCCUACAGCAGUAGUGAGGUUUUUCGGUGCAGAAUUGCCGAGCCUGUAACCACCUUACUUGUGGCUGUAGAAGUCUCAGACUUAACAGGUCGGAUUAUAUCCUCGAGUCAUUCGAUGUCCAAAGCUGAGCUGCCUUUUAAGGGGCAAAUUGCGAAACGUCUUAGUGGCUUUCCCUACUCGAAAGAUAAGUACGACCCCAAGUUAUUAAUACGCGGUCGAAAGGACUGGGGCAUAUGUUAUGCCCACGUCACACUGAGUUCGCGAGUCAAGCUGUACCUCUAUCACUUGGAAAGCCAAAAACGCAUCGAAAUUGAACAGCCUUCCAAGACCUCGUACAGAUUCAAACUCGAAAAUUCCAAGGAGUACAUCGACGUGGACACUAUCUCCGGGGAUAUAACAGUCCCACGGGAUAUUAAUGCCGUACCGGAGAUUUUGGCACUCUGUUUUUCGCUGAGGACAUUAAAACAGUUUAAAUCGCGUCACGAAGUUGAUUAUUUUGUAGAAGAUUCGCGGGAGUCGCGACGUGGGAGAUAUGGUACCCUUGUACGAUAAUGCUGAUGAUAUGUUAGGCUGGAGUUGCUUCGGAUUUAUCGGUGAUAUUUCAUAGUCGAUAAGAUCGAUCACAAAUUAUUUCUUUAGAAAAUGGAAAAUUGAUGACAUUUUCGCGCGGAGCUGCUUUGAAUUUAUCGAUGAUAUUUUAUAAUCGAUAGGAUCGAUCACAUGAUGAUAUAACCGAAUCUUUACCGAAUGAAAAAUUGCAAAUUAAUUCAUACGUUUUUGUGUAGAGUUACUUCGAAUUUAUCAAUGAUAUUUUAUAAAAUGGGCGGCUUAUAAAUACAUUUUUCUAUUAUUUUUUGUAUUGGAAGUUCAACAAUUAAUCGGUAUAAAUCGAUCAUCAAUAUAUAAGUAAAGUGAAAAUUAGUUUAAAAAAUUAGUCACUUAGGCAGAGAAUAUGUAUUUAUUUAUUAUGAUAUUGUUUAUUUUUGUAUAUAAGAUAUUUAAAGGCUGUUUCUUACAUACUGUAAAUGUAUGUAUCGAUGCUUUGACCAAUUAAGUCAAAACUAACCAUUAUAUUUAUUGUAAUGUAUACAGUAUUUAAUUAAUUAUGCAGUCAGUGGUGAGGUGAAUUAAAUUAGUUUAAUACAGAUAUAUUAUUUUUUGACUGAACAUAUAUCCCACCAAUUCACUUUUUCAGAUAAUGGAUGGUUCCAUCUAUAGACUUAAUUUUGAUCUGGGCAAGAAGAACAAAAUCCAUCGCCACAGCUAGAAAGAGCAUGUUAAAAUUAGUGAUACAAAUUAAUACAAAAUUU